Glycine soja is the source of this 1791-nucleotide messenger RNA. RefSeq names its product glycine-rich cell wall structural protein 1-like. NCBI's taxonomy places the organism in Eukaryota, Viridiplantae, Streptophyta, Magnoliopsida, Fabales, Fabaceae. The transcript has a single exon. The coding region runs from base 1 to 1791 and encodes 596 amino acids. The record is from RefSeq and is a predicted model, not a curated record.
AUGAGUGUUACUACUGCUAUGUUUUUGUACUUAGCUCUACUUCUCUGGAGCACUUUUAUGAGUGGUAUUUGUCAUGGGAUGACUGCUGAUGAUCCUAGUCGGUGGAGUUCUAGUGAUUAUAAUGAUGAUUAUUGUUCGUAUAGAAGUUGGAGGGGAUGUGGGAGUUUCUUUGGUAAAGGUGGUAGCGAUUCUAAGAACGUUGGCAAUGUAGCAGUUGCUACUCCUAAUGGUGGAGUUGGUAGGGGUUCUGGACAAGGUGAGGGAUAUGGUGCAAGUGAAGGAAACAAUGUACAUGGUGAAAGUGGCGUGGGAUAUGGUCAUGGCAGUGGCUUUGGGGUUGGGGUUGGGGUAGGAAUAGGGAUUGGACAUGAUGGAGGAGGAGGAGGUGGAGGUGGUGGUGGAGGUGAAGGUGGAGGAGUUGGCAAUGGAGGCCAAGGUCGUGGUAGUGGUUUUGGUGUAGGUGGAGGAGUAGGAGGCAUAGGAGGAGGUGGUGGUGGUGGUGGAGGUGAAGGUGGAGGAGUUGGCAAUGAAGGCCAAGGUCAUGGCAGUGGUUUUGGUGCAGGUGGAGGAGUAGGAGGAAUAGGAGGAGGUGGUGGUGGUGGUGGAGGUGAAGGUGGAGGAGUUGGCAAUGGAGGCCAAGGCCAUGGCAGUGGUUUUGGUGAAGGUGGAGGAGUAGGAGGAAUAGGAGGAGGUGGCGGUGGUGGUGGAGGUGAAGGUGGAGGAGUUGGCAAUGGAGGCCAAGGUCAUGGCAGUGGUUUUGGUGCAGGUGGAGGAGUAGGAGGCAUUGGAGGAGGUGGUGGUGGAGGUGAAGGUGGAGGAGUUGGCAAUGGAGACCAAGGUCAUGGCAGUGGUUUUGGUGUAGGUGGAGGAGUAGGAGGAAUAGGAGGAGGUGGUGGUGGUGGUGGUGGAGGUGAAGGUGGAGGAGUUGGCAAUGGAGGGCAAGGUCAUGGCAGUGGUUUUGGUGUAGGUGGAGGAGUAGGAGGCAUUGGAGGAGGUGGCGGUGGUGGUGGAGGUGAAGGUGGAGGAGUUGGCAAUGGAGGCCAAGGUCAUGGCAGUGGUUUUGGUGCAGGUGGAGGAGUAGGAGGCAUUGGAGGAGGUGGUGGUGGUGGUGGAGGUGAAGGUGGAGGAGUUGUCAAUGGAGGGCAAGGUCAUGGCAGUGGUUUUGGUGCAGGUGGAGGAGUAGGAGGAAUAGGAGGAGGAGGUGGUGGAGGUGGAGGAGUUGGCAAUGGAGGCCAAGGUCAUGGCAGUGGUUUUGGUGCAGGUGGAGGAGUAGGAGGCAUUGGAGGAGGUGGUGGUGGUGGUGGAGGUGAAGGUGGAGGAGUUGGCAAUGAAGGGCAAGGUCAUGGCAGUGGUUUUGGUGCAGGUGGAGGAGUAGGAGGCAUUGGAGGAGGAAGCGGUGGUAUGAGUGGCAUGGGAGGAGGUGGUGGUGGUGGUGGUGGUGGAGGCGGAGGUGGUAAUGGAUGGCAAGGCCAUGGUUAUGGUAGUGGUUUCGGUGGAGGUACAAGUAAUGGAGGCAUGGGAGGAGGAGGAGGUGGAGGAAGUGGUGGUGGAAUUGGUAAUGAAGGGUAUGGUCAUGGUAAUGGCUUUGGGGCUGGCAUUGGCAUGGGCGUGGGUGGAGAUGGAGGCAAAGAAGGAGAUUAUAAGGGUAGUAAUAAUAGCAAAGGUGGAAGCAAUGAUCAUGGUGUUAACAAUGGCUUUGGAAUAGGAUUUGGCAUGGGUCUUGGGUUUGGUUUUGGCAUAGGAAGUAAUGGUGCAAAGGUCACCAAUCAAGGUGAUGUGAAUGAUCCUUAG